AUGCUGUUGGAACCUUAUAUUAAGGCUGAUGUAGAAAGUGCUCUAUGGGCAAUUGGCAAUGAGAAAUCACCUGGUCCUGAUGAGUAUGGAAGAAAAAUUUUCAGGGAUAGCUGGGAGACAGCGGGGAAGGAUUUUGUUGCUGGGGUGUUGGAGUUAAAGAGGAUCCUGCCAACCAUUAUUGCUGAUAACCAAAGUGCUUUUGUAGCUGGUAGGAGUAUAGUGCAAAAUGUCCUAAUUUCUCAAGAUCUUGUGAGGUUGAUGAAAUGGGUUACUGGAUUACCAGGAUUUGAAUAUCAUGCAAAAUGUAAGGGGUUGAGGUUAAACCACUUAUGUAUUGCAGAUGAUAUGCUAAUGUUUAGUAAAGGGACUGUGUCAUCUGUUGUACUCAUGCUAAGAGCAUUCAAGAGAUUUUCUAAGGCCUCUGGACUAACUACAAAUGCUGAUAAGUUAAACAUAUUCAUUGCAAAUAUGGAGAAUUCAGAUGUGGUUGAUCUAUGUGAGUUAACAGGAUACAAAAAAGGAAGGCUACCUUUUAGGUAUCUAGGUGUACCCACUAAUGCAAAGAAGCUAAGUGUUGUUGAUUGUGAAAUGUUGUGGAGAAAAUGGGCAAGUGUUCACUACAAAGCUCCAUUAGUAGCCUGGGAUGUGGUAUGUCAACCAAAGAAGACAAGUGGAUUGGGUGCCACUGAUUGUAUAGUGUGGAAUGAAGCUACAAUUGCAAAAUAUGUGUGGAAUAUUGCCAAUAAAGUUGAUAAUCUAUGGGUUAAAUGGGUUAACCAUGUGUACUUAAAAGGGGAGGAUUGGUGGCAGUAUUCUCCACCACAAAACAGCUGCUAG
Messenger RNA from Lycium ferocissimum, 837 nucleotides. RefSeq lists its product as uncharacterized. Lineage: Eukaryota; Viridiplantae; Streptophyta; Magnoliopsida; Solanales; Solanaceae. The record is from RefSeq and is a predicted model, not a curated record. Bases 1 to 837 code for a protein of 278 amino acids. The transcript has 4 exons.